UUCCGUUUUAUGAUUAUAUUUUAAAGACCUGUUUAGAAUGAUACAAUGCCAUUUUGAUCUUUUGGAUUGAAAAACUUUCCCAUUUACCUUAAAUGAAGAAAUGCAGUUUUAGUGAAAAGCAAUUUCAGCAAAUAUUUAAUACAUGCUAGAUUCCAAGCACAAUACUGAACAACAGUAUUGAGCUACCCUACUCUCAACUAAACUAUAAAUUUUCAUUAUUGUGUUGAAAGGAAAUCAGCCCUAUUCGUAUCAAAUAGAAGGGGAAACUAUUUGAAGCAGGAAGCUCUUAUUACAAAGUAACGACGAAAUGGAGAACAGUACGUAUUUAUCAGAGAAAUUGGACAAAUGGAAUAGUGAACUAGCCAGUGGUCUAACCCCGAAUAAUGUGAUUUUGUCUCUGUAUAUUGUAACAAGUUUGUUGGGAAAUUCUACAGUGAUUCUGAUUUAUGGAUUUAAGAUGAGAGGAAACAAGGAGGAGAGGUACUUUAUUCCAUUCCUUGCUAUGGCGGAUAUAUGGGCUUCCUUGGUUUGCGCUUCUUUCGGAAUCGCUCUCAACAUGAUGCAGGCCGAGUUUAACAACACGCACCUGUGUAAAGUCUGGUGGUUCUUCGCGGCGUUCACUACUUUUACGUCCAUCUUCUUCCUUUUGAUCAUUGCCGUACACAGGUAUCUCAAAGUCUGUAGACCUCUUGGAAAACAAAUGACCCUCAAAUGGAAAAGAUUUGCUUUAGGUUUGGGUUUGUUUGUAGCAUUUAUACAUGCUGUACCUAUGGUUCAUUUUUAUGGAUCCGUUCCCUUUCCUAAUGAUGAGGGGGGGAUCGUUGGUCAACGGUGUAGCAGACUAAAAACCACCAACAAAACAGGGUCUUUGAUCUUUGGAGGAGUCAUAGUUCUCAUAAUAGUUGUAUGCAUUGUUACGCUAAUUUGUCUCUAUGCCAAAAUUGGAUACACUAUUCUUGCACACUUUAAAUUUUCUAAAUCCCCAUGCAAAGUUGAUACCAGUUCGGACGUAGAAAAACAUAGCAAGAAUAAUCCCUCUCAGGUUACAAUUCCAAGCAGCAACGGCCCCCUUAGUGACACAGAAAAUGGAAUCUGCGAAACGAACAACACUGAAUUGUCCGAAUCGUUACCUCCUCAAACGUCUACAAAGACAACAGGGAAAACCCUUAAAACAGAUACAAAACUUGAAGGAAAAGUGAAUCCUUGCAAGUCAAGUGCAAAGCGGAGGAAAGAAAGAAACAACCAGAGAAUUGUACACAAAUUCACUCUGAUGUUUAUGCUCAUCACGAUAAUCUUCCUCCUUUGUUACAUCCCAAAGGUUAUCAUUAUGUUACAAGAGGCCAGGAACCCGAAGUUCUGGGAGGAGUUUUCAGAUUCUGCUAGAGCUGGCGUGCUGUUUGUGUAUAGGAUGUACAUCAUAAACAAUAUUACUAAUCCAAUCAUUUAUGCAUUCCUGGACGAGCAGUUUGCUAAAGAAAUCAAGACGUUGAUUAAAGUUUGUAAAUAAGAAAGUGCAAUUGGGUCAUUAUUACAUUGUUUUGUAAAAUAUGAUAUUUUUUAGACUUGUAUGAAAUAAGGAAUCUAUUUGACGUCACACAACAGUGUCUCCAUCCUAUUGUAUGUCAUCAUAUUUCCAAGUAACUACAUAUAUACAUAUGCAUGGAAGUAAUUGUACAGAAUAUUCCAUUCUCAAUUCUUUUGUGAAAAGAAUAUAUUAUUUAUCUCUGCUUAA
Molecule: messenger RNA, 1732 nt
Organism: Ostrea edulis (European flat oyster)
Lineage: Eukaryota; Metazoa; Mollusca; Bivalvia; Ostreida; Ostreidae
Product: probable G-protein coupled receptor No18
Exons: 1
Coding region: 308-1507 (399 amino acids)
Biological process (GO): neuropeptide signaling pathway
Cellular component (GO): membrane
Molecular function (GO): neuropeptide receptor activity
Source: RefSeq, a predicted model, not a curated record